CAUGUAAUCAGAAGCGGUACUGCGGCGGGGGGGUAGCUGCAUCGCGGGCGCCGCCAGCCCCUGUCCUUGUCGCUCACACACAACGCAGCCGCGUGCGCGUACGCACAGCUGACGUGCCUUCCUCCGCAUUCGCCUCUAGCAUCCCUCCUGUGCUCCCGCGCUUCCCGUCGCUCUCAAGAUCCUGCGCGGGCCCGUUCGUGUGUUUCUUCUUGCGCGUUACAUCUACCGUUGCGCCACGUGCGACGGUGCUUGGGCGGUCGAGCAGCGGUAACGGCGCGCCUGUGGACUGCGCGAUUUCAGUGAAGUGACGUGUUUGGCGAAGCCUGGUCGUCGUCGUCGCCGUUGGGGGUAAGCGGGCACCGAUCGAAUUGGCGCCUUGCCUAGCGGUGUUCUCGCGUGCACGUCGAAACAGGAAGACGAAACCGAAGGGACCAGACAUGGAUAAGGAGCCCGUGCUCCUCACCAUCCAGCCGCUGGAGAAUGGCAAGCUGGACGCGGUCUACUGCAACAACGGCUCCGAAAAGAGCCUCAACUCGCUGCCCGAUAUCGACAAGAACUACUUGGUGGCGCCCAGAUUAACUGUGGACGACCAGCGGUCGAUAGCGAGCUCCAUCGACAGCAGGGCAAGCGGCAGCCGGAACUUCGAGAACAUCAAAAUAGAAUGGAAGAACCUGCGGUUCAAGGUGAAGAGUGGAAAGGGCACGAAGACGCUGGUGGACAACAUGAGUGGUGCUGCACGGCCUGGAACACUGACGGCCAUCAUGGGUCCGUCGGGCGCCGGCAAGACCACGCUGCUCAACCUACUCAGUGGAUUCUACGACACAGGCUACGAAGGGGAAGUGCAAAUCAACGGCUACGUGCGGGCACCACGCCUGUUCACCAAGCAGAGCUGCUACGUCAUGCAGCAGGACCGACUGUCUCCGACGCUCACCGUCCAGGAGGCACUCACCAUGAGCGUCGAGUUGCGCAUGCCCUUCCUGGACAAAGUGAGCAAGAUGGAGAAGGUGAACCACUCGAUCCAGGGCUGGGGGCUGUACGAGUGCCGCAAGACGCGGACGAGCGAACUCUCGGGUGGUCAGCGCCGGCGGCUGGCCAUCGCCCAAGAGCUCGUCAACAACCCGCCCGUGGUUUUCCUGGACGAACCGACGAGUGGUUUGGACAACGUAUCUAGUCUACUGUGCGUUCAGAUCCUUAAGGAGAUGGCGGAACGGGGACACACCGUGAUCUGCUCGAUACACACGCCAAGCGCCAAGAUUUUCUCCCACUUCGACUUGCUGUACAUGGUAUCAAAAGGACGCUGCAUAUACAAUGGCCCUGUGGACGAUCUGGUUCAGUUCCUUUCGCGGCACAGCCUGAAUUGUCCUCAAUACCACAAUCCUGCAGACUACGUGUCCGAAGUAGCCGCUGGCGACUAUGGGGACUACACGGACGAGCUCGCGAAAGAGUUUGAGGAGCCGUAUCCCGAAGAAAAAGAGUCGGGAGACCACAAGCGACGGACGAAAUACGGCGGCAAGAUCAUGUCCGAAAGACACAUUGCCGAGGCGAACAAACUCUACACCUUCACAACUUCCAGCUUUCAUCAAUUAGGAAUCCUACUGAGGCGGUGUUGGCUCUCCGUUGCCAGAAACAAGGUGGCCACUCCUUUGAGGUUCGCCGCAUACCUGGCGUUCGCCAUAAUGAUGAUUAUGCUGUACUACGACAUCGGCAAGAAGGCGUCUACCGUUAUCAACAACGCAAACAUGUUCUUCGGCAUGUGCUGCAUCGUCAUGUUCCAGUCCAUCCUGCCCACGGUGAUCGUCUUUCCCAUAGAGAUUUCGGUACUUCAGAGAGAGCACAGAAACCGCUGGUACAGCAUCAAGCUCUACUACUUCGCUCGCUACAUCGUAGAGCUCCCAUUUUUGGUUAUUCCUGUGAUUAUGCUCAUAGCGCUGAUUUACUACCCCACCUCUCAACCGCUUGACAUGUGGAGAAUAGCGAGCCUCGCCCUGUUCAACAUUCAGCUUUGCUCCUCCAUUCAAGCACUCGGACUCAUCGUUUCAGCAGUCACAAAGCUGCAGACGGCGGUGUUCGUCGCGCUCCCGGUGGUGUCGCCGUUCUUCUUCUUCAGCGGCUUCUUCGUGCAGUCGCACCUCGUGUCACCGUACAUACGCUGGCUGACGUACCUGUCGCCCAUGUACUACGCUUACCACGGUAUGCUGCUCUCGGUAUACGGCUAUGACAGGCCGCCGCUCAGCUGCGACGACUUCAUCUGCCUCUACGAGGACCCCAAAGAGUUCCUCCAGUUCACCGGCACGGCGGACAAGAAGUUCCACGUGCUCGUGCUGUCUCUGUUCGCCUUUGAGAUUGUCUUCCGCACGGUCGCCUUCGCCCUACUCAGGCUCAGGCUCAGGCAAAAGGAGUGAAGAACGCGUGCCCACGGACAUUUUGUGCAGACUUGGUGGUCAUGCUUUCAAUGGGCAAACGUCUUCAGCCAUAUGUAAGGAAUGGAUAGAAGGGACAUGUCGAAGACCUAGACCCGUACUGUGUGUUGUGUUCGUUCAGUUCCGUUCUCAUAAGAGGACUUCUCAUCUUCAUCUUGUAUAAGCACCAUCUAUGGCAGGGAGCUCAAGUUUCAUAAUGUGAGAACAAAGGUGCAAUUUUUCUUAGGCCACCAGAUUAUCAAACACUGUGUGCGGUCUUUGCCCCUUUACUACCUCCUGCUAGCAUAAUCUUUGCCCGCAUCAAGCGGUAAAUGACGCAGAAUGUCUUCUCGUUUUUUCUUUUUCUUUGAAAAUUAACUCAUAAAGUUGCCUUCGGUGUAACCCAAAUAUAACCCAAAUGUUGGUCAGAGACAAAUGUAAAUAAAAAAAACGAAGGUUACGGCAGGACUUAGGUUCUGUGCUUGAUCCUUCUUUUCGCCUUUAUGAAAUUUGCCCCUUUUAUUGCAAUGUGUGUACACCCAAAGAACCAAACCAAAAUGCUCAGAGCAAUGCUUCCCAGUGUGUACCAUGCAUGUCGUGUGCCUGCCAGCCUCAAUUUCUUCCUUGCGAUUGCACUGGGAAUAAGCCGAAAAAGACGAAAUCGCGAUCACAAGAUCUUUGUAUUGGUGCAAGUGCCCUGUGCGGCGUUCACUGUGUAGCCGCCCAGAUACUCGCAUUUCUGUCGGCUGGCUCAGGUUUGACAACCAUGACAUGAGCUCCGGUUAUGGGGUUGUCGGUUUUCUUUCUUCGCACACAUAAUUGUGCAGUGACGAUUAUAAUGCAGUUUUAAGAUAACUUCAACAAUGUUUGCCAGACCAUGAAGACGCAUUUCUUCUCUGCGAGUGAUGACGCGACUUUCGAUGAGACUGCAUGCAUGUUUUUCCUGCGCGAAGAAUGCUACAUACUUGUCACACUGAAGGGCAAAAGUGAGAGACAGAUAAGACUUUAUUGUUCUUCAGUGAUGUUUCAUAAGCGGCUUCUUGGGCAUUGGAUUCUUCCUUCAGCGUACCAGGUGAUGCGAAGUGCGCUGCCGGGUAUUCUUGAUCCUGAAGUGUGGUGGCCGCAGUCAGCUGGCCAGCAUUCUGGAAAAAUGAGCUGGUUGAGAAUGACAUACCCAUAACACGUGACAACAGAAGGGCAAGAAAGUAUAAUGAUAUUCUUCCUUUUAACAAGCAGGUCAGUGGAGGCGGGUGUGUGAUUUCAUCGGCGGGUUCACUGUGUGCUAGUACAGUCGGAGCCAAAAGAUCACAAACAACGAGUGGCAUGAGAAAUGUUAGUUUUCUUUUUCCUUUUUUAGAAGCGCGUCAUGGACUUUUGAGUUUGAUCGCUACAGUGCUCAUGAUACCACUCAUAGACAGCGGAGGACUUCAACUUUUUCUCGGUGCCCUUGAUUCAAAACCUUUUAUGAUGGAUUGUCCAUGUAUGGUGCGUGAAAUAGUUUCGACUUAAUAUGGUUCCAGUUUCUUUAAAGUGAUUUUUAUUUUAGGAGCUUUUGUUUGGGGCUAACCUUACGCAGAGCUAUGUUGGCUAACCUUGAGUGAGAAAAAUAAGACGUUGUGUAUCGUGUGUUCUGUGUGCAUCCUUUUCCAUUCAAUGUUUGCAGAAUUUUUAAAGCUUGAGAGUAUAUGUAAAGGUUGCUUCGAACUUUCUAUUACACAAAGUGGAUAAAGGACUAUUUGCGUCAAGUGUUGAACGUUCUGUAUACGCUGUCAAAGCCCACUGCGGAGACUGAUUUAUGACUGUGGAUUCUACGAAGUGUUCUCUACUCUUCACUUAUAUUUUAUGUCACUAUCCAGGUUUACUAAGUGACUGUGACGCUCCGUCAUCAUGUACUUUUAUUGGGCUCUUGUAUCGUGUCAUGUCAUGUAGGCUAUUCUCCUUGUAUUUUUUUUUCCUUUUUUUAGGCUGAGAUGUGCUCACAAGUUUCAUUACAUCAUGUUUUGCCGUACCGAAUCAAAACUAUGGAGAACCUCUGGAAGAGAUAGAAAAAUAAGGAAAGCAGAAAAGGACAGCGGGACUUCCUACUCUGCACUUCAAUUACGGAAAUUUCACUGCUCACUUCCAGAUCUUCGCUAGGAAGCGUAACGUCGUUCCCACAAAUUAUUCAUUGGUAAUUGAAGCUUUUGGGCGAUAUAGAAGGCUUCUUUCCGCAAGUUGGAGCAUGGUAGGCAGCUAUUGAAUAUAACGAACCUUGUAUGUGAGAUUCAGUUUUUCUUUGAGCGCAGAUAAAGUGUCAAAGAACUAGAGAGAAACAAUGAACGUACGAGCUAGAUGUAGAUGAGUUCUCUUUUUUUUUCAUUUUCGGCGUGAAACGAAGUGCACCACAACUACAAACACAUCUAUACACUGACGUUACUCCUGUAUAUGCACUCUAAGGUGCGUGUAGUCGGGGAUUUGUGUCUGGAUGACAUCAAUUUCGGUCAUUUUACGGGCAUUUCGGAUUUGCUUCGUAUGGUGCAAUGACCACAGUGUCAUUAUGUGUUUGACCUCCACGAGGUCUACCUUGCCGGAAAGUUUAGCUCUUGAUUUUUUUAGACCAUUUAUAGCCACCUGCGUUUAUGAAAGCGAAGCGAUAGGUUUGAAGUAUACUCAUUGUCACUGUAUAAAAUGUUUUUAUUCCGUG
Dermacentor andersoni is the source of this 5082-nucleotide messenger RNA. RefSeq names its product ATP-binding cassette sub-family G member 1-like. The record is from RefSeq and is a predicted model, not a curated record. Gene Ontology annotation, cellular component: plasma membrane. Lineage: Eukaryota; Metazoa; Arthropoda; Arachnida; Ixodida; Ixodidae. Gene Ontology annotation, molecular function: ATP binding; ATP hydrolysis activity; ABC-type transporter activity. Gene Ontology annotation, biological process: transmembrane transport.